CAAAAAACUUGUCUCCCAAGCUUACAAGGACCUCCUAUAAAUUCGCCGCUCAUUUUCCUCCUAUAUUCUCUACAGACUUUACGUUUCCUGUAUUUUCCCAAUCGACGAACAGGUCCUAUUUAAUUUAUCAAUUAACGGCAAAAACCACCGGAAAUGUGUCCGACGGGAAGCGUUUUGCAUUCUGAAGCCACCGGAAAGCCGAAUCUCCGGUCCGCAUUCGACGUUUUAGAUGUUGACCGCGACGGAAAGAUAAGCACCGACGAUCUCCGAACAUCUUACGGAGGAUUCGUCGGCGCCACCGGCGAACCCGACGACGACGUGAUUGGUACGAUGAUGACGGUGGCCGAUUUCAACAAAGACGGUUUCGUGGAAUUCGAGGAAUUCGAGAAGGUUCUAGACAGUUCUAAAAGCAGAAGAAAUGGAACGUUAGGGGUGAAUAAUAAUAAUAAUAAUGUAAUGGAGGAUGUUUUCAAGGUGAUGGACAAAGAUGGUGAUGGCAAAGUUGGGGUAGAGGAUCUUAAGAGUUAUCUGAAUUGGGCUGGGCUUCAAGUGGAUGAUGAUGAUAUUAAGGCCAUGAUUAAAUUGGGCCGUGGUGAUGAAAAUGGUGGUGGUGUUACCUUUGAAGGUUUUCUCCAAAUUUUGUCUCUUUGAUUUGUUGCAACGAGAAAAGAUUGAUGACGAUGAUAAAUGUUAGAUUAGGUGAACAAGUUUUCGUUUACUUUGUAUUUUUCAAUGAUUUGUGUUAGUGUGCUGCUUCAUAUGCUAUUCGCUAUUCCGAGAAUUCUAUUUGAAAACAAAGAAGAAAAAGAGUUGCAUUUUAUUAUUA
This is a messenger RNA of Nicotiana attenuata, 826 nucleotides long. RefSeq names its product calmodulin. Gene Ontology annotation, molecular function: calcium ion binding. NCBI's taxonomy places the organism in Eukaryota, Viridiplantae, Streptophyta, Magnoliopsida, Solanales, Solanaceae. The transcript has a single exon. The coding region runs from base 154 to 651 and encodes 165 amino acids. The record is from RefSeq and is a predicted model, not a curated record.